Messenger RNA from Lasiodiplodia theobromae, 1029 nucleotides. RefSeq names its product UDP-n-acetylglucosamine transferase subunit alg14. Gene Ontology annotation, biological process: dolichol-linked oligosaccharide biosynthetic process. Gene Ontology annotation, cellular component: UDP-N-acetylglucosamine transferase complex. Lineage: Eukaryota; Fungi; Ascomycota; Dothideomycetes; Botryosphaeriales; Botryosphaeriaceae. The transcript has a single exon. The record is from RefSeq and is a predicted model, not a curated record. The coding region runs from base 1 to 1029 and encodes 342 amino acids.
AUGGCACUCGCAAACGCACCUCCGCCGCCGGUGUCCCUCCUUCUCUUCAACGGACUGAUUAUCCUCGCCUUCCUCUCUAUUCCCUUCAUCGCCCUACGCAUAAUCUUCCUACUACCUCCUCUGCGGCCCCCGCCACGGCCCCGCCGCCGCCCCGGUUCCACAGGCACCAGCACAGCAACCGAAUCUCUCCUCGCGGCCGGAGAGCGGGAUGGUGAUGAUGAUGCAGAUGAAGAUGGCGACACGGACCAAUUGCAACGACAAGACCCCACGCGUCUCCUCGUCGUGCUCGGCAGCGGCGGCCACACGGCAGAGAUGAUGGCCAUGCUUCGAAAGCUGGAUGCGCGGACUUUCCUGCGCAGCUGGUCGCACCGCACGUACGUUGUGUCUGAGGGCGACGGAUUCAGCGCGGAGCGGGCGCGCGAAUUCGAGGAGCAGCUGCUUGAGGAGGUUGCUACGGCAAAGAGGAGAAAGAACGAGAAAGGGGAGGGAAAGACGAAUGACAGCAAUGCAGCGAUGGAGAAGAACAACGGCCAGCACAGCACCGAGGACGAACAGGAGCAAGGCCUGAACGGCGACGCGAACCCAGAGCAAAAGACAAUCCACUCCUCCUCCUCCUCCUCCUCCUCCAACACACCACCCGACCCCGGCACCUACACCCUCCACAUCGUCCCCCGCGCGCGCGCCAUCCACCAAUCCCUCCUCACAACACCACUCUCCGCGCUGCGCUGCCUCCUCGCCUGCGUCUCCAUCCUGCAAACCCCCGCCCCGCCCGACCUGAUCCUCACCAACGGCCCCGGCACGGCCGUCGUCGUCAUCCUCACCGCGCUGCUACUCCGCUUCGCCGACGUCGGCGACGGCAGGGGCACCAGCCGCGUGCGCACCGUCUACGUCGAGAGCUGGGCCCGCGUCACGCGCCUCAGCCUCAGCGGCCGCCUGCUGCUGCGCGUCGUCGACCGCUUCGUCGUGCAGUGGGAGGGCCUGGUCGAGCGCACGGGUGGGAAGGCCGAGUUUUUGGGGGUUUUGGUCUGA